CUUUGACCACAAUCACAAAACCUUCUCUUCUCACACACUAUAAAUUCCAUAAGCCAAAAACUCAAAAUAAAACUCAAGCAAUCAUUUCAAAAUCAUCAAUGGAAGUUUACAAUAACAGGCUGAUGCAAAAGAUGCAGAGAAACAUGGGAAUAAGUUGCUGGGAAGAAUUCGAAGGCGACGAUUUUUACGAUGAACUUAGAAGACAAGUGUUAAUAUUGACUACAGAAGAUGAAGAAGAUCAUCAAUAUUCAAAUGAAAUCAAGAACUCGAACAAAGUAGAAAUGAAAUCUUAUUCAGUUCUACAACCUGCAGGAGUUCAUUUUUCUUGGUCUGGAGAUAAAGAGGAUAACAACAAAGUUCCAAAAUGGUUAUCAGAUUUGUGGAGAAAAGGCAAUAGAGAUGAAGUGUUCAAUGGAACUGGAGUUUUCAUACCACAUAUUGUCAAAUCCAGAAGAAGAAAUAAGUCAAGAAGGAAGAAUACUGAAAGAGGAAAAGCAUACAAGCCAGUGGCAGCAGGAAACUGCUAAAGCUUAGUUGUUUCAAUAAUCAAAAUAAACCCAUUGUAUCAAAUAUUCAUGUAGACAAUGUAGUCAUACAAAACUCUGAGGCUUUAGAGUAUUAGCCAUGUAAAGAUUCUUUUAUGAAUUUAAAAGUUGAAUCGCCAGAUGCUUUAAAGGGCAA
Molecule: messenger RNA, 681 nt
Organism: Nicotiana attenuata
Lineage: Eukaryota; Viridiplantae; Streptophyta; Magnoliopsida; Solanales; Solanaceae
Exons: 2
Coding region: 99-527 (142 amino acids)
Source: RefSeq, a predicted model, not a curated record